AUGCGUUCUUCUCACCAGCUACUUACCCUUCCUGUCUUCGCAGGCAUCGCUGCCGCCGGACUAUGCAGACCAGGCACCUCUUCGAUCACCACAGCCAUUGCUGCCAUUGAGACUGAAACAAGCGUCAAUGCCGACACCAAGACGUCUCUUACACAGACCCUGUCAUUCUCUGCCUCGGAAACUAUUCCAGCCACUACCCUUGAAACAUUUGUUCCUGUCACAGAGAGCUCCGUAUCUGAGACUACUACCGCUCCUCUCAUCGAGACCUCUGCGCCCGAGACUACCACGGCUGCUUUCGCGGAUUUCACCAGCGACACAACCCUCGCCACAAGCUUUGUGUCUUCCAGCACUGCUGAGACAACAAGUGCUUCGGAAAUCGCAUCCUCCCAAGCCACAACUACUACAUCACCUGUCUUUCCCCCGCAGCCAAUCAUCUGCCCUGGAUCAGACAGAAUGUGUCUAUACAACAUGGACAUUCGAUGCGACUAUCAACUGGCAGGUCUACCCAAAGAUGGCAACAUGAGCCUCGACGAAUGCGCCGAGAAAUGCGGUAACGAUGCAAGUUGCAUCCUUUUCUCCUGGGCUCCCUCUGACUCUUCGUGCUCCAUGGGUUCCUAUGACGAUCUUGAGGUGGAGGAUUUGAUUCCAGGCGUGGUGAGCGGUACGAAGGGAGAGUGUGAGGAGCCAGAGCCGUGA
Fusarium coffeatum is the source of this 696-nucleotide messenger RNA. RefSeq lists its product as uncharacterized. The coding region runs from base 1 to 696 and encodes 231 amino acids. The transcript has a single exon. NCBI's taxonomy places the organism in Eukaryota, Fungi, Ascomycota, Sordariomycetes, Hypocreales, Nectriaceae. The record is from RefSeq and is a predicted model, not a curated record.